AUGUCCGCCGAAGGCCGGACACGUCUAGCUGCCACCCUAGUGAAUCCCGCAUGCCACGUCGCCCAGCACCACCGCCGCCGCCGCGGCCCGAGGGAGCCCAGAUCGGGCCCGCCCCGGGCCAGAUCAGGCCCACCGCCGCCCGACGAAGCCCGCUCCGCCGCCGUCGCUCCCGGGUCGCGCCCCGCGCGCCUUACUCCGCCGCCGGCCACCUCGCAGCCCGGCCCCGGCGACCACCGCCGCCCGGCCGCGCCUCUCCCUCCGCCGCCGCGCCCUCCGCCGCCUUGCCCCCGCGCGCCUCUGCCGCCUCCGCCCCUCGCCGGCGCUGCGCCCGCGACCCGCGCCCUCCGCCGCCUCGUCUCCCGCCCGUCGUCGCCGGCCUCUGGCGAGCCGCCGUCGCCGGGCCCGUCCUUGUCCCCGUCCGGAUCUGGAGGUGGACCAGAUCCACCAACGCAUCCAUCCAAACGCGGCCGCGCCCCGGAUCUCCUCGUCCCAGACCCUUCUCGUCCCGGUUCCCGCGAGGUCUAA
Messenger RNA from Aegilops tauschii subsp. strangulata, 525 nucleotides. NCBI's taxonomy places the organism in Eukaryota, Viridiplantae, Streptophyta, Magnoliopsida, Poales, Poaceae. The record is from RefSeq and is a predicted model, not a curated record.